Molecule: messenger RNA, 4012 nt
Organism: Ochotona curzoniae (black-lipped pika)
Lineage: Eukaryota; Metazoa; Chordata; Mammalia; Lagomorpha; Ochotonidae
Gene: MTMR6
Product: myotubularin related protein 6
Exons: 15
Coding region: 116-2089 (657 amino acids)
Biological process (GO): dephosphorylation
Cellular component (GO): nuclear envelope
Molecular function (GO): phosphatidylinositol-3,5-bisphosphate phosphatase activity
Source: RefSeq, a predicted model, not a curated record
CCGGCGCUGGCCGGCGGAGAGCGAGUGUCCGCUGGUCCCGGGGAGCUGUGGGCGCCGGCUCUGCUCGCCCCAUGCCGCGUCUGUGAGGCCGGCCGCCGGCCGACGACUCCCGGAGAUGGAGCACAUCCGGACGACCAAGGUUGAGCAAGUAAAAUUACUUGACCGGUUCAGUACCAACAACAAGUCGUUGACAGGAACGCUCUAUCUCACGGCCACACAUCUGUUGUUUAUAGACUCUCACCAAAAAGAGACUUGGAUAUUGCACCACCACAUUGCCUCAGUAGAGAAACUUGCCUUGACUACUUCUGGAUGCCCACUUGUCAUUCAGUGCAAGAACUUCAGGAUUGUGCAUUUCAUUGUUCCCAGAGAACGAGAUUGCCAUGAUAUUUACAACUCCUUACUGCAGCUGUCAAAACUAGCAAAAUACGAAGAUCUUUAUGCAUUCUCUUACAAUCCUAAACAAAAUGACUCAGAACGACUACACGGUUGGCACCUCAUUGACCUUGCUGAGGAAUAUAAGAGAAUGGGAGUGCCAAAUUCCAAUUGGCAGUUGUCUGAUGCCAACCGAGAAUACAAGAUUUGUGAAACUUAUCCUAGAGAACUUUAUGUUCCCCGGAUAGCAAGCAAACCAAUAAUUGUUGGUAGUUCCAAGUUCCGGAGCAAGGGAAGAUUCCCAGUUCUUUCUUACUAUCAUCAGGACAAGGAGGCUGCCAUUUGUCGAUGCAGUCAGCCGUUGUCCGGAUUCAGUGCCAGGUGUCUGGAGGAUGAACAUUUGCUUCAAGCCAUCAGCAAAGCCAACCCGGCCAAUCGCUAUAUGUACGUCAUGGACACCAGGCCCAAACACCGCAUGCAGAGCUGGUGGGAUACACAAAAGGACAUUGGCAAAGUAAUAGUGAGGAUUUCUUCAAUAAUCUGGAAUGAUGAGGAGAUAAAAGAAAGCGAUGAGGAAAAGCGACUCAAUGCCAUGGCCAACAGAGCAGCUGGAAAAGGUUAUGAAAACGAAGACAACUAUUCUAACAUUAGAUUUCAGUUUGUUGGAAUUGAGAAUAUUCAUGUCAUGAGGUCCAGUCUUCAGAAAUUAUUGGAAGUGAACGGUACCAAAGGGCUUUGUGUCAAUGAUUUCUACUCUGGUUUGGAGAGCUCAGGCUGGCUUCGUCACAUCAAAGCUGUUAUGGAUGCUGCGAUCUUCUUAGCCAAAGCGAUCGUGGUUGAAAAUGCCAGUGUGUUGGUGCACUGUUCUGAUGGCUGGGAUAGGACUUCCCAGGUGUGCUCCCUUGGCUCUCUUCUGCUGGACCCCUUCUACCGCACAGCCACAGGCUUCAUGGUUUUAAUUGAAAAAGAUUGGAUUUCUUUUGGACAUAAAUUUUCAGAGAGGUGUGGCCAUUUGGAUGGUGACCCAAAGGAAGUCUCACCAGUGUUUACUCAGUUCUUGGAAUGUGUAUGGCAUUUGACUGAACAGUUUCCACAAGCCUUUGAAUUCAAUGAAGCAUUUCUUCUUCAGAUCCAUGAACAUAUUUACUCAUGCCAAUUUGGAAACUUCCUUGGAAAUUGUCAGAAGGAAAGAGAAGAACUCAAGCUGAAGGAGAAGACGUACUCCUUAUGGCCGUUUCUUUUGGAUGACCUGAAGAAGUACUUAAAUCCUGUCUACAGUCCUGAAAGAUUCACAGUUUUGGAGCCAAAUACAGUAUCAUUCAAUUUUAAGUUUUGGAGAAACAUGUACCACCAGUUUGAUCGAACGUUGCAUCCUAGGCAGUCUGUGUUGAAUAGAAUUAUGAAUAUGAAUGAGCAAAAUAAGCAGUUAGAGCAAGAUGUUAAAGACCUAGAAUCUAAAAUUAAACAAUGCAAAAACCAAGAGACAGAUGGCGUGCUCGCCAAGGAACUGUUGCGUUCAGUUCAUCCUGAGUCACCUGCUCUGAAGGCCUCCCUGUGUUUGAAAGAGCAGAGUCUGCUGCCGGGGAACGAUGCUCUGCGAACUAUAGAGGGCAGCAGCCCUGCGGACAAUCGGUACAGUGACUAUGCCGAGGAGUUCAGCAAGGCGGAGCCUGCUGUGGUGAGCCUGGAGUAUGGCGUGGCCAGAAUGACCUGCUAGGCUCACACAGGAUUCUCGGGACUGCCCUCGUUCAAGAAUUGGAUUGUUGUGAGGAUGGUCUGUGUGUAUGGCCAAAAGGGACCUGUUGAAUAAUGAUCUUAGAGCUCACCAGUGGGUGAAUUAUUGAAGACAGGACAACUGCCCUUGUGAGAAAAAUAAGUCCCUUUAGUAUUGUAGCAAAGGAUGACAUUUGGUUCUGUAAAAAAUGAGUGGUGUUUGGUGGAUUUCCUGAAAAUGCAGUUUGCACUGUAUACUAAGGAGUUAUUACUAUAUAAUUUGAGUUUGCCUUCCCUAAGUAUAAUUUAGCUACAGUGAAAUAAAACUUUACAAAAUCGUCCCUUAAUAAUUGACAUAGCAUGUACUUUCAAUUAUGUAACUGUAACUGAAUAUUUACUUCUUUUGCCUUUUAGUGAUGUUUAAUGUUGAAGUGCCAUGAAACAUUUCUGAGAAAGCCUUAAAACAAACUCUGAGUUUAUUCUUUACCAUUGAGUUUUCUGUAGGCCGGCAGAGGAUUCUGGGGUGUUGAUUUUCCGUUGGCCAGCUUUGCAGAGCAUUGCACUGUCAUUAGUGCAGGGGUUGCAUGCUUCAGUAUCCGUGUACAGCAGUUGCUGAGGCACACUGUCAGGUCAUAGUUAGCUGGCCCCACUUACAUGUUCAGAAUUAGUGAAACUGAACAUUUUAUUUUGUUAUCAUUUGUUUAGUGAUACAUUUGAAUGCCAGCUUGAACAUGUACUGCACGUUCGACUCUUUUUUUUUUUGUAUGGAUUACUGGAUUCUGUUGAUUCUUGUGGUUGGCUUUGUUUCUUUAACAACUCUAAGUUAACGUGCUAAGGCUCCAAAACUUUGAAAGCAAUGAAUAUGUUUUCAUAUAUAUAAUAUAUAUGUAAUAUAUAUUUAUAUAUAUGUAUAUAUUAAACUGCCUUAUCUCAGAGCAUUGAUAUUCUUACUCUCUUGACUUUCAGUUUACCUAGAAACUUUUGGGUACAAUGAAAAGGGAAGUACUGAUUUUGCUUGGAUGCGUGAAUUUUAAAGCAGUCAUUUCUGUAUGGAACAUUUUUUUUUUCCUUCUCUGUUAAAUAUAGAAGGGGAAAAAAAAGAAAAUUAAGGAGGGUGCAGUACAUAGUUAAUGUGUAACAAAAGCAACUUAAGCUUCAGGAAGGGUUUCACUUUGUUUGAAUAAAUAUAUCUUUAAAUUACAAAAAAAAAAAAACACUUGUAAUUUACAGUACCACCCAGCUGGCUUUAAAGCUGAAAAUAAUGGAGUAACCUGGUUGGCCUGGGAGGAGUAGGAAGUCUGCGUAGGAGCCCUCGUGCUGUUCUUUAUUAUACCCUGUGCCUGUUAUAUUAAUUUUGAACAUAAACAUCUUUUUCAAGUGGGAAAAAAAAGCUUUAUUGUAUAAGAGCUUAUCUAAUCCUGUUUAUUUUUUUCAGUGUUUUUCUGUAAUACAUUUGUAAUAUCAAAGAAUACUCCGUUUUAAGUAGUAACAGAAGUAUACUAUAAAGUGUAGUGUGCGGUUAAUCAAUUCUGUUUCCAUAUUUAAGCACUGGGAAGGGAAAUGGUCUCUGACCUGAGAGAGAAGCUUUAGUGCCUUCGUUCUAGACGUGGGCUGUGGCUUUAGAAUCUUUUAUUGGCAGGUUACUUAUUUCCACUCUGAUUUAUUUUCAUGAUCUGCAACUCCAGGUGUAUAAGUGUGUGUGUGAGUGUGUAUAUGUGUAUAUAAAUAUACAUAUGAAUAUGUGCUCACCCCAUGUGCUGAGAAAUCAGUUAACAUCCUAAGUGACCUAUAGGGUAUACGCUGGUAUAAAGCAGAUUGUGUAUCUUGUAUGUCCUACAAAAUUGAAUUUAUGUUCAGUGUCUUGGAUAUAUACAGCUUGUACAUUAUUUCAUCUGUCAUUUAGAGUUAAUUAAAUGUUGAUGCAUUA